AUGUUAAAAACAGCACUGCUUCUGCUGCUUUUUCAACACACCUUCGCGGUUCAUAAUACAGUGAACACAUGGGAUGGACUGUUACAAUAUGAUGAAGACUGGGGUUACGUCGAUAUACGAACUGGAGCUCAUACAUUCUGGUGGCUCUACGCCGUGAAACCAGCAAACGGUCGACCAUUGAUCCUAUGGCUACAGGGUGGACCAGGAGCAUCCAGCACGGGCUUCGGCAAUUUCGAAGAGACUGGACCGAAAAGGAUGAACUCAUCGGAUAAUAUAGCCACAUGGCUUCAAGUAGCCGAUAUGGUCUAUGUGGAUAACCCUGUUGGAGCGGGUUUUUCCUAUGUCGAUGACGAUUCAGCCUUUACAACAGAUGUUGCCCAAAUCGGCCAGGAUUUGCUAGCAUGGCUUCGUCAAUUUCUAAUUUUGCACUCGGAAUAUCGUACAAGGCCGUUUUUCAUAUUUUGUGAGAGCUACGGAGGAAAGAUGAGUGCUGAAUUUGCCCGAGUUAUUACCCAGGAAAUUGCCGCUGGCACUAUUCGUCUGGAUUUUCGUGGAGUAGCUCUGGGUGAUUCGUGGAUUUCUGCUAUGGACUACUCCUAUCUGGACAGUAAUCAACUGGCUCGUGUGAAUGCUCAGGCGAAAAGUUGUCAAAAGAAGGUAGACCAGGAGCAAUGGGCUCAAGCGACUACAUGUUGGGGAAACAUGGAAGAUCUCAUUGAACUGGAGACAGGUGGCGUGUCAUGGUAUAACAUACUGAAGUACGGUGGACAGGACGAUUGGUCGAAAAAACGGCGAAAGAGGGCAGCGUACCGCUCAAGAGAUCGACAGUUUAACCGCCACGUCGCAGCUCUACAAACAGAUGCCCUUUCUAACUACAUGGAUACAACUGUCCGUAACAAACUUGGAGUUAUUCCAGACAAUGUGAAAUUCGGAGCACAGUCGAAUGCUGUAUUUAACAAGCAACAAGGGGAUUUCAUGAAACCAAAUUGGGAUACGGUCGAUGAACUUCUGAUGAAUGGCACCAAUGUGAUCGUUUAUAAUGGAAAUCAGGAUUUAAUAUGUGACAGUAUCGGUACUGAAAUGUGGAUGAACCGAUUGACGUGGCCAGGAAUGGCAUCCUAUAAAACGGCUAGGAAAGUGAAGUUUUCGACUCAAUCGUAUCCAUUGGCUGGAUUCAAGAAACGGCAUGAAAAUCUUUCAUUUUAUCUGCUACUCAGAGCAGGGCACAUGGUGGCGUACGACACUCCGGAAGCAGCUAUCACGAUUGUCAAGCAAAUACUAGCUGACUAUGGGUCAUAG
Messenger RNA from Haemonchus placei, 1299 nucleotides. The record is from the annotation of a GenBank genome assembly. Lineage: Eukaryota; Metazoa; Nematoda; Chromadorea; Rhabditida; Trichostrongylidae.